GUUUAACCAAGAAGCAGCCGCUGGAUGUAGUGAAUUCGAUCAUGCUCUUUGCAGUAGAGGUCCGAAAAAACACAUUCAAAGUAGAAGGCGAAACGUGGUUGAGGAUAGAACAGUAUCUGGAGGUCUUGGGAUUCUUUUUCAGCAUACUAGUAAAGAAUUUUUGACAAACAUCAGACCACGGAAAGGAUUUGAAGAAGUAUCUACGACUGAGUAUCAUAUGGAGACUAAGGGGAAGGGUAAGGCAUCAAUGGACACUUGAAGACUUUAGGUUUAGCAAAAACUGCGACGUACGAAUUCUGUUACGUAGAAGAAUCCACAUUUUUUUGAAGUUUGGGAGACUACAGACCUCUUGGAACAACUCUAUCAAUUAGAACCAUUCCAUAUUCUAAGAUCGCUUCGAUUACUCAACUAUCGAUCGGAAUAAUAAAAUUUUCCAAUAAUUUUUGAAGUAUCAAGAGUUUUAAAUUAAUUUUCUUAUAAAAUAACCACUCUAUCAACAAUAACGUUCGCCAAUAAAUUUAAUAUAAUUCAUACGACGUAUAUAGUGACAUCUAAGACAUUCAUGUCAAAGAUACGGCCCACGGGCCGCUUCCGGCCCCUAUGUUUUGAUCUCGAUGCAACUAUUUUCAUUUUUUGUUAAAUUUCAAACCGAAACAAUUUUCGUUUCACGAAACGGCUUCCGUCCUCGUGUAGGGCAUAAAAUAUCCUAUGAAUUUGGUCUUUACGAUUUUUUUGUGCGAGUACGUUAGAAAAAGUUAUAAGCAAAAAUACCAUCGGAUUUUAGUGGUUUCAAAAGUGCUCGCGAGCUGGUCAGAAAUUUAGGAAAGCGAUUGUCACCCCUACUUUUUUUUUAAUUUUCUCUUUAUAAACUUACUUCCCCGGACUAUUACAUAAAUUAGUUUAUGCGUAGUAUUCGUCGUGGAAAGUUAUUGGGAACCUUUUCAAACUAAAUGCUUGUUAAAGAUAGACGUUACGAAAUAGAAAUUUAUAAGGCGUAUAAACCAAAAGUGUUUGUGAUUUAAUCAAUGAUAUGGAGAAAAUACUUAAUUUCGACGAACUUAUCAGCAAUCAUAUUGGUAGUAAUAGAACAAUAAAAGGCGUUAAAGCGUCCAAUUUACUAAACGUUGGCGAAAAUUAUAUGAGCGAUAUACUUAGAAUUCAUCUUACACUGAGAAACGAUACAACUGAAGAGGAAGAAAAUAAAUAUUUAAUUGCUAAAUUAACUAUCGAAAAUCCUUUGAUAGCCGAUGGAACUACAGCAAAAUUAACCAAAAACGAAUAUUUAUUUUAUAAACAAAUACUACCAGCUAUACAAGAUUUUGAAAACAACCACUCGUUACCGGUGUCGAAUUUUUUUCCGAAAUUCAUCGCUGGUAGAUUGAAUUUGAAUGGAACUGAUCUACCUGAUCAAAACGCACUUUUAAUUCUAGAAGAUUUGACCUCAGAAGGAUUCAAAUCUGGAGAUCGACACGUUGGAUUUGAUUUAAACGCAACUAAACUAAUACUGAACGAUUUAGCGAAAUUUCAUGCGAUACCACUAGCAAUGAGACUACUGAACCCCCAACAAUACGAAACCCAAAUUAAAAAACAUUGCACUGGUUUAAUCUCGAAUACAUGUGCCGGACCACUUCAAACUUCACUUCUCAUGGAAAAUAUAAUAACGAUGUACAAAAAUUAUCAACACAUUCAACCGAAAUAUAAAAUAUUCGCUACAAAGCUUCAAAAAAUGCUCGAAGAGAAUCCGAAACGCAUAUGGGGAGCGAAAGUCAUCGACGAUUUCGAAACGCUGAUUCACUGCGAUCUAUGGACUAACAACAUACUAUUAAAACACAAUGAUGGAACUGCUAUAAAAAGUGUCUUUCUCGAUUUCCAAAUGGUGGAAACAAAUUCUUGUAUUUGCGAUUUAAUCUUCUUUCUUGUUACCAGUGUUGAGUUGACGUGCUUAAAAAACAAUUUCGACACGUUGAUUCGUUUUUAUUAUGAUGGAUUGAGCUUGAAUUUAGAUAAACUGCAGUGUUUGAAACGGGAACAUAGUUACGAGAAAUUUCAAGAAGCGUUGAGAAAAGGGUCGUAUUCGCCGAUAUUCCAAUGCGUGUUUAUGUUAUUAACGGUAAUAACUGCUCAAAAAGGUCAACAUUUCGAUCAAUUUAAUAUAAGGGAUAUUCCAGUGGAAGACGUUCCGGAAAUUGCGAAAAAUAGGUUAUGUUUCUUGUUACAAGAAGCGUUUCAACGAGGUUGGUUAGACGCAUAACAUAAAUAAAAAACAAAUUAGAAAAAUGUAUAUUGGUUAAGUCUGAAUAAAUGUAUUUAAAAAUUCAUCGUCAUCAUAAAAAUUCACUUAUACUUGUAUAUGCUCUCCAAUUACCACAGAUAGAAUGAAGUGCAAUUUAACAACAUUUUAGGCAUUAAUACUGUGACUUCUAUAGGACGGGACUGGCCAAGUUCGCGAUCGUGGAAAGGCCCUAAAUAAUGUACAAAAAAAAUGUCUUGUUAGAAGUUAUUGUGUGUGAUUUGGAUGAAAUGUUUCUCCCAUCAAAUUGUUGAUGUAGAAUUCUUAAUUAGUAGGACUGUGUAAAUUAAAGUAAAUUCUUCAAUUU
Messenger RNA from Diorhabda carinulata, 2597 nucleotides. RefSeq lists its product as uncharacterized. The transcript is spliced from 3 exons. Bases 1031 to 2251 code for a protein of 406 amino acids. The record is from RefSeq and is a predicted model, not a curated record. NCBI's taxonomy places the organism in Eukaryota, Metazoa, Arthropoda, Insecta, Coleoptera, Chrysomelidae.